Molecule: messenger RNA, 910 nt
Organism: Oryza brachyantha (malo sina)
Lineage: Eukaryota; Viridiplantae; Streptophyta; Magnoliopsida; Poales; Poaceae
Product: organelle RRM domain-containing protein 2, mitochondrial-like
Exons: 4
Coding region: 31-456 (141 amino acids)
Molecular function (GO): RNA binding
Source: RefSeq, a predicted model, not a curated record
CAAAUUGCUUCCUCAAUUCCAGCGGCGGCGAUGGCGGCGGCGGCGGCGGCGAGGUCCGGAUUCCGGCGCAUGUUCUCCAUCUCGGCCUUCUCCCCGCCGAAGCCGCCGACCCCUCCCCCCAAGGCCGACCCCUCCCCCAACCUCUUCGUCUCCGGUUUAAGCAAGCGUACAACAACAGAUGGACUUAGAGAGGCUUUUGCAAAGUUUGGGGAAGUCUUACAUGCUCGAGUUGUCACAGAUCGUGUCACUGGGUUCUCUAAGGGGUUUGGCUUCGUAAGGUAUGCUACAGUUGAAGAUGCAGCUAAAGGAAUAGAAGGAAUGGAUGGAAAGUUUCUCGAUGGUUGGGUUAUUUUUGCCGAAUAUGCUAGACCCAGACCACCACAGCAGCAACCAGAAAUGAACUCACAGCCACAACAAUCAUGGGGCCCUCCAUCCAGUUCCUGGGGUGCGCAAUAGAUGAAGAUACAAUAAUCUUGGGGCCCUCUAUCAGGCUAUGGAGCUCACAGCGGAUCGACAAGUUAUUGAUUCUAUAUUUAGUUUUAUAUCUAUAUCAUAUUGUUCCAGGUGUGAACGGAGCUUCCGAUCCAAUAUUCUUAUCGUGUUGGAGUGGUCGUUUGCUUGCAUCCAUGGCUUCCGCAUGGAGAAGCACUUGUCAAACUGAAUAUGGACCAAGCAAUAUUACUAUCAAUGCACAACGGACACAAACAGCUUCAAACCUUUGCUAAUAAUGACCCCUGUCCUGCUUGUCCUGACUCAUGAGGUGCUGGUUGUGUUGGUGUUAUUACCCUUUCAUUUGAAUUGUCGUAGCCCUUAUCAGCUGGUGGCAUGUGCUGCUCAUGUACUGGAUAAUGACUCGUAGCCCAGAAUAAGAACACGUUUACAUAUGACAAGGUACAACCUAAUUUUCCUU